Molecule: messenger RNA, 3346 nt
Organism: Ostrinia nubilalis (European corn borer)
Lineage: Eukaryota; Metazoa; Arthropoda; Insecta; Lepidoptera; Crambidae
Exons: 8
Coding region: 654-1934 (426 amino acids)
Molecular function (GO): helicase activity
Source: RefSeq, a predicted model, not a curated record
GUUCGGUAUGGUGCGCGUGGGGCGCGCGGAGGCGAUGCACCCGCGCGCGCGUGACGUCAGCUCGCAGUAGCUGAUUUAGGAGAAAAAUAUUUUUAACUGUAUCUUCACAGCAUAGAGUUGAAAUUGGAUUAACACUAGUAUUUUUACCUACAGACGAUAGGUUCGGCAUGGUGCGCGUGGGGCGGGCAGAGAUGAUGCACCAGCGCGCGCGUGACGUCAGCUCGCAGUAACUGGCUUUUAGGAGAAAAAUAUUAAUAUCUGUAUCUUCACAGCAUAGAGUUCAAAUUGGAUUAAUAUUAGUAUUUUUUACCUACAGACGAUAGGUUCGGUAUGGUGCGCGUGGGGCGCGCGGAGGCGAUGCACCCGCGCGCGCGUGACGUCAGCUCGCAGUAGCUGAUUUAGGAGAAAAAUAUUUUUAACUGUAUCUUCAAAGCAUAGAGUUGAAAUUGGAUUAACACUAGUAUUUUUACCUACAGACGAUAGGUUCGGCAUGGUGCGCGUGGGGCGGGCAGAGAUGAUGCACCAGCGCGCGCGUGACGUCAGCUCGCAGUAACUGGCUUUUAGGAGAAAAAUAUUAAUAUCUGUAUCUUCACAGCAUAGAGUUCAAAUUGGAUUAAUACUAGUAUUUUUUACGUACAGACGACAGGUUCGGCAUGGUGCGCGUGGGGCGCGCGGAGGCGAUGCACCCGCGCGCGCGUGACGUCAGCUCGCAGGUGCUGGCGCAGCGCGAGGCCGCGCGCCUGGCCAAGGAGCCGCAGCACCGCCACGGGCUCAACCAGGAGAUCAAAUUCGAGAUAUCCCGCCUAGAAGCGAAAAUAAACAUGUGGAAAGCGGCGGUGCAGGACGCGGCGGCCAAGAGCGACCCCAGCCGCAUCGCCUACUGCGAGGGCCGCAUCAACGAAAUUGCAAAACGGAUCGCACUACUGCGCAGCGGCGGCGGGGGCGGCGGCGAGGAGCUCCGUCCAGACCAGCUCGCAGCGGUGGAGCGGCGUUACAUCGAGCGCGCCGACAUCGUCGUCACCACGCUCGCCAGCGCGCUCAGCCACAAGAUGCGCGGCCUAAAGCGGCGUAUCGCGCUGUGCAUCGUGGACGAGGCGGGCCAGGCCAUCGAGCCCGAAACGCUCAUCCCGCUCACGCUCGACGUCACGCGCCUCACGCUCAUCGGCGACCCGCAGCAAUUACCCGGAUACAUCUGCUCACAGCGCGCGAAAAAGCACGGCCUCGGCGAGAGCCUGUUCUCGCGGCUCGCAUCGUGCGCGGAGGCCUGGGCGGCGGGCGUCGGCGACGGCGAGGCAGCCGUGACGCUGCUGAGCGAACAGUACCGCAUGCACGCCGACAUCGCCGACUACCCCAACCGCGCCUUCUACGCCGGCCGCGUGACUUCGGCGCCGCGCGCGCGCCCGCCUAUGCCGCUGCCGCCGUACUGUAUAGUUGGGAUCUCCAGCGGGGAUAAGGGACAACACGCAUCGGGCGCGAACGAGACGGAGGCGUGGGGCGUGUCGCGGCUGGUGGCGGCGCUGGGCGCGGGGCUGCGCGCGCGCGGGCUGAGCCUGGCCGUCAUCACGCCCUACAACGCGCAGAAGGAGCUCAUCAAGAAGUGCCUGCGGACGCUGCUCGAGCCGUCGGAGGCGCAGGUGGAGGUGAACACGGUGGACAGCUUCCAGGGGCAGGAGCGCGACGUGGUGGUGGUGUCGCUGGCGCGCUCCAGCGGCGUGGGCUUCCUCACCGACGCCGGCCGCAUGAACGUCAUGCUCACGCGCGCCAGGCACGCGCUCGCCGUGUGCCUCAACCCGCACGCAGUACAGAAAAAUCAUCAAUGGCGUACUCUAUUGCAGGAUUCACAAAAGAGAAAAAUGUAUAAAACACUUCCGCAUGCAAUGUGCCAAGCAAUAAGUCUAGCCCCCAACGACGAAAUACUUAGGUAUAUUUCUUAAGUCGUUAUUUUACAUCAAUAAUGUUAUAUAAUUCUUUAGGUAUUUAUUUACGAGUAGGAAUGAAGUGCAGUGUAUCCCUUGAUUGAAUAUCCUCGAAGUAAUCGAAAGUCUUUGAUAAAAUUAUGAAAAAUAUUAUGCUUAUCCUAUCCCAUUACUAGUGUAAAUGUGAGAGUGGAAAGAUGGAUGAUACUCUCUAACUAAAAAUAAUGAACGGAUUUCGAUGAACUUUACAGUAUCAUUGUUUAUAAGAAAAUGAAGUAAUUCGUCAAAUUACAACGAUAUGUGUCAAGUUGGACGGUAAUUCUGUGUCAAACUAAAUAUUACGCGGGCAAAAGCUAGUGGAUGUUACUUUAGAUUUUAGGAUUUUGUAAAUUGUAUAGUAAAACUUAAAAAUUAAGCGAUGGCGCCAUUAGCUACUUGAUUUUUUUAAACGUUUAUUGAACCUAAGACUUAAUCUUCAUCAAUUUAUUAAGUGCCUACCUCUAAUGUAAACUCUUACUUUAAUAUAAUAAAAAAACUAAUGAAGCAUAUAAUAUUAACAAACAAAUAAAAUUUGUCGUGUAAGCUCUCUAAGUUGAAAAUCUUUUGGACAUACAUAAAAUUAUCUUUCCCAGUUCCGUGUAUCCUCAGGUCCGUGGCAAAACAUAAAUAUUUUGUACGAAACGUAAUACCCGGUUCGUACUUAAAAGAAACGUUUACGUCUGUGGAUGUUGUUUUUUUAUCAGGACCUGCCUUCCUAGACUAAGUAAUAUUCGUGACAGAUUCAAUUCCAAAAUCGCUUCACUCCGGCUUUUUUUUGUACGCUAACCACUUCGCUCUGUGAAGCAAUUGCAGGAUUUGAUUCUGUUAUCGGAUGAUUCAUGUAACUCUCUUCGUGUACUCGUACAUUGUGUAUAUUAAUCCUUAUAAUAGACUUAAGAUAUUGUAAUAAGAUCGUUUUUUUUUUAAUUGGACUCGUCCGAAUUAAUGAAAUAUGGAUGUGAUUUCGGUAAGUUUGUGAUCAUUGGUAUAAUGGAAAGCUUUAAAACGUUGAAUCUAAGCUAUUAGGUGCUGUAAGUAGAAGCUUAUUUAGGUAUGGAAUGAAGUGACACCGAAAGACGGCCAGUUCAAGAAACCUAAGCAAAAUGUUUUUGAAAUUGCUUGUGGGUCUUGCAUUAUUUUUGGAUGUUUAUAUCAAUAAAAUAAUAUAAGCGUUGACUAUUUUAGGGCGAGUCAAUACAUAGAUACCUAGUCGCAGGUUGCGCAACGAAAGUUGAGGUGAACACUGUACUCACACUGACGUAAUAUUUGUAUCUACUAUCGGCCACAGUUCCAGCUACCCAUUUCCGUUUUUUUCUCUCCCUCUCAUCAAAUAGUGAAUUUGCGAUAGAACGAGAAGACAUGACCGGAAAUGGGUAGCUGGAACUGUGGCC